AACUUGGCCUCGACAGAAAAAAGUGGAAAAAUGGCGUUACACUGGAAAACGUCUAUCCUGGAUAGUCUUGAGUGGCUGUAAAAAUCUCAUGUACUUGCAUUGUGAUCCUUUUUUGAAACUCGUAGCUCUUUUGUGUUGUGAUGUGUCCAUCCCAUUUGUUGUUCUCGAAGAAGAAGAAAACGAAGAAGCGAAGUCAACGGAGAGUCUCCAGAAAUCCUCAUCUUGAUAUCAUUUGAUCGGAUUGUGAGUUGCGAGGUAACAAUCAGUAUCCAACUUUCAUCAUGGUGGUCAACGAAGAUGAUGUGAUGAACAUCAUGGGUGGGAUGGAAAACGCUGGUGGGAUCAAACUGAACGAUCAUAAGCGGAAACUUAAGAACAGGUUUGAAAUCAGCCGGAAACUUGGCCAAGGCACCUAUGGGAAAGUCCAAUUAGGCAUAAACAAAGAAACGGGGCAAGAGGUGGCUAUUAAGACGAUCAAAAAAUCCAAGAUUGAAACGGAAGCUGAUCUGGUGCGAAUUCGGCGGGAAAUUCAAAUCAUGUCAUCCGUCCAACAUCCUAAUAUCAUUCACAUCUAUGAAGUCUUUGAAAACAAGGAGAAAAUGAUUCUUGUCAUGGAGAUCGCAGCCGGGGGAGAGUUGUACGAUUAUCUCAGUGAUCGCAAAUGUCUGGAUGACAAAGAGGCUCGGCGAGUAUUUCGUCAAAUAGCCAUGGCCACUUACUAUUGUCAUAAGAACAACAUCUGUCACCGCGAUCUGAAACUAGAAAAUAUCCUUUUGGAUGAAAAUGGUGGAGCCAAGAUUGCGGAUUUUGGACUGUCAAAUGUUUACGACGGGAAGACCCUUUUGAGCACGUUUUGUGGUAGUCCUUUGUACGCCUCACCAGAGAUUGUUCGAGGUUGCCCUUAUGUUGGACCAGAAGUGGAUUGUUGGUCAUUGGGAGUUUUGCUCUAUACCCUGGUGUAUGGGGCCAUGCCGUUCGACGGGUCAAAUUUCAAACGUUUGGUCAAGCAAAUCACCACAGGAGACUAUUAUGAGCCUAAGAAACCAGCCAGCGCAUCGCAUCUGAUUCGAACCAUGCUGACGGUCAACCCGGACAAAAGAGCUAAUAUAUCGGACAUUUGUGCUCAUGAUUGGGUCAAUGAUGGCUAUCCUGAGUCGUGCCUUAAGGAGGCUGAACAUUUGGCCAGUCUCACCCCUGUCAGAUUGGAUCUUCUCCUGUCUUUGGCACCUCCUUCCGACAAAGAAGAGGUCGUGGUUCAACAAGAAGAGGAUGAACCACCCAAUGUUCCUACCAUUAAUGAGCCUGAUGAAGGAGCCAUGUUUAUUGAGGAACUUCCUCCGGAAUCCGAGGUUCCCAAUGAUUUGGAAGAUGAACAUAGUGAGGUCAGUGUGUCAGAGCCGCCCGAUGAGGCGGCGAAACCAGUAGCCAAGAAACGGAAAGAAAAGACGAAAAGGAAGCUGAGAGAGACGCCCAGUAUGCUGGAUCCGAGUUUGACAGCCAAGAAGAGGGAACCUCAGACCCCCAAUGGAUCCCAACCGUUAGAGGCAAUGGAAGUCUGUGAUAAUCAAAAUGGCCCCAAGGACAGAGUGGCCUCGCCCAACCUCAACAAGCCGUCCGGGGCAAAAGAUAAAGGAGCUGCCAAACCAAAGAAAAAGAAAGAGAUCCUUGAAGGACAAUCGGAGGCGGCAGUUCCACAGCCUUCAUCUAAACCACAACAACCAAAAAAAGCACAGCAUCCUCCGACGCCCCCUAUAAGAACCGUCGGCAAUGUCCAGAACAAGGCUUUUCAACCAAAGGACGCGAAUAAGGCCCAAAGUGACGCAGUUCCACCCCUCGAACCUAUGGUGAGACGGUCCUCUCAGAAAAGAAGCGCCAAGGAUCAUCAUCAAGCGCCCAAGGCCGAUCAUGACACCGAACAAGCUCAGCAACCUCGCACGAUGUUGGAAAGACCCAACACACCGAGGGGAAGAGCGCCAAGCCCGGAACUGGAAGAAACCAAAGCGAAACUUGACACUUUAGUGACACCCUUACCUCCUCCCAAAGUGCCCGAAUCCAGCCAAAUCAGUAACCCGGUGGCAAAUGAGGCACGCAAAUUAGACAAUGCUGGGAACCCAGGCCUUGAUGAGCACACCUCACCGGAGGUGCCUCAAAUGGAGGUUGUUACUUCAGCCCCAAACAUGAAGAAACGAGUUGAGAUGCCGGAAUCUUCGCUUCCAGUCUCCCACAAGGUCCCUAAGCGAGAUUCGCACCCCGCCAAUCCUUCUCACAUUCCAAAUCAAAGCAUUUCAAUUCCAAAACCAACUCCAGACCCCCCAAAGCAACAAACAUUGGCCGGCUCUCAAGAUAAUCCUCCUCCUUUAAUCAAUAAGGCCGUGCCCAAGAUUGAGGGGCAAAUGGAUACCCAUGCUUCAAUGAUGAAUGGCCAUACACUUAGUGGUGUUUCAUCCGUUGAAUCUGGUUCAGAGAUACCUAGAGGGGAACCAAAUACAACACCAACAAUCGACACAAAACUAACACUUUUCACUGCUUCACCUAAUGACUCAAAAUCCACUUCGGCUCCUCUCCCGAAGACAAUACCCUUUGAGCAAUCUGACAAUGGGUCCCCUACACGAAAAGACGGUGAACAAAGGGGACUCAUUAAUUCUGUCCCCAAGCCCUAUAUUGUAGAAUCAUCCCAACCUAUUGAGAGACCCGUUUCACCACAAGUGCCGAAACUACUCGAGCCUUCUGACCCGGUCACAAGUGCGACCUCAGGGAGCCGCAAAGAGCGCUCUCCCGAUUCAGUUGGCUCUGCUGUGUCCCUUUCCUCUUCAGGAUCCAACCAUUCCAUUCCGACCAAAACAGAAACAACCCCCAAUGGGACUGAAAUUAAGAUCCCAAACCCGACAUUGGCCGAAAAUAGAGAUUCCAAGGUCAUCAAGGCUGCCGCCUUUUGGAAUAACUACAUAGGUGAGGUGAUCUCCAAGGCCAAACCUCCUGACAAAGAGGCCGUCAGAACCUUAGACAAGCCCAAGAAGAUUGUCAGUGCGGGUGUUGGAAGCCGAGGAUUACAUGAUUUGAAAAAUCGCUACGAAAAUCCAAAACCCAAGAAAAUUGAAGAAGAUAAAUUGGCCAUCAAUCGUAGGAACUCGAAAAAGCUUAACUUGGAGGGCUGCUCUCCAGGUUUGAAGGUCAACGACGCGAAGAGCGUCUUUGAGACCAAAAGUCAACCACCUCCUACACCAUCCUUGUUUAGGAGGAAUAGUGUCAAUUCGACGUCGAGCUCCGGAUCUGGGUCUGGGUCCAAAUGGCGGCCCAAAAAAGACAACGAACGGCAGGACGAGAAAGGGUCCCUACCUUUUGGGACCAAGCAAGCCAACACCGCCCCCAGGACUCAGAAGCCUUCUCUUGGCAAAGAGCCUGCUCCCAAUUUCAACCCUUUGAACAUUCCAUCUCAAAUUAAGCCCAAGAAACCUCCAAAUGGGGCCAACUCAGCCCCCAUUCCAACAAUUACCCAAAGUCGGUCCAUGGACGACCAGACCAAAGGAAUGAGAGAGGAAGCAAAGGGUAAUGAGAAUAAGAGAAACAGUACCAUUGAGGACUCAAGUAACAUUGAGUCAGCAAUGCUGAGCAAAGCCAAUGAAAGUUUAGCAGCCUCCUCUCGCACUCGGCCUAUGAGCCCAAGGACCCCGAGUCCCAAGGCAACAACAAGUCCCAAGGCGGUAAUAAGCCCAAAGGCGGCAACAAGUCCCAAACCAAAAUCUAAAAAUGAAGAAGUUGGCUCAGUUAAAUACGAGAAAAACAAAGAGCAGACAGUUCUCCCUGAGGCUCCUAAGAAAGAAGGUGAGAUUAUGUUCAUUGCGCAAACGAGCCAUGUCGAAGUCAGACCCAAUUCGAACGUGGAUCAGAAAAGGCCUGCAGAGCUUACUCCUGUGGAGACUGAAAAGCCUCUUCCUUCAAGAUCCCAUCACAUACCCAAGCAAGACUCCAUCAAGUCGCAAGAUUCGGUGGAGGAUCAGGAGCGCGAAUCCAAACUGGUGGUUGUCGGUCAAUUGACCAGGGAACUGUUCAACGCGGAUCCUGUCAAAUUCAAGAAAUCAGUUCCAUCAAAACCAGAGGAAGCCCCCGUGACCAAAAUACUCAUGCCUGAGGGCUUCAAGUCCGUGUCGUCACCUGGUUCCCCUGCCUCUCACGUUACAUCGCCAACACAGAAGAGUCCACCCGUGGUGACACUGCCAGUGGUUAAGAUCUCUUUUAAGCCUGAAGCCAAGAAAACUAGUCCACAACCGGAAGUGAAAUCUCUCACCAAGAAAGUAACGCCCAAGGAGGUGUCCAUGGAAAUGCCAAAAUCAUUGCCGCCCCAAGAUACUAAUGCAGCCCCACACACGAAGAUUCAAGAGAAUGGCAUUGACAUUCCAACGGCGCCAAUUGCUCCACUGAUGCAAACCCAAGCUGAGGUGAGCAAACCAGGAAUUCCCAAGACAAAAACUAUCGAACCUGAACUGAAACCCGGUGAAACCGAAAACAAGCUUGAGGCCGUGAAGAGUUCAUUAAAGAAAAUCCCACAUGCUCCAGCUAAAAACAAAAAGAGCCCGGAGGAAGAGGAAGAGGGGAUGACUUUGGAUGUCAUUAUUUCGCCGCCUAUGGAGAGGAAAGUGUUCAAUGACAAGUCAGGAAAGGAAGCUCAUACUGGAACAGAUACUAAUUCUAGACCUUCCUGGAAACAAAGUCCUAAUGAGACUUCCAGCUAUCAGCCAUCCAUUUCAAAUGAGACCCCGGCCUCUUCGUCACGAGUCAACACCAAUAGUGAUCCAUCAUCCAUGGCCGGACAAAAGUCGGGCAAAGAAUGGAAGCGAAAUAGUUCUCCUGUAUUGGCCAGACCUGAGGCGACUGUUCAAGCAGGAGAGCGCAUCAUUCCAAUACAAAUUCAAGGCGCGGGUUCUUCACGGACUGAGCCCGAGAGCAAGCCUCCAAAGUCCCAAUCUGUCCCAAUUAGGGUCGUUAGUAAGGGAAUCAGCAAGCCUGAUCCAGGGGUGGAAGAUCAGGAUGAGGCGCUCGAAAAACAUGAUCAAUUUCACGGGGGUGGACUCUCUAGGAAUCGUUGGGGCAGUAAGAAGAAGAGGAUGAGUUCGGCUUAUAGUGAUUCAAGUAUGUCAGAUGACGACUCCUCUUUCGGGGUAGUUCCCUUAAGUGGUCUCCAAAAGUAUUCUUCCAUGGGCAAGCAUGGGCCUUUUGGGGAAGACUUCCAACUGAAGCGAACUCGCCCCCCUUUCACCAUGCAAAGAGCCGAGAGCUUUUCUUCUGAGGGUGAGGAUGACUUUGACGACGAUGGCAUGAGGGAGAUCACGGCGGAAAAUUUGUUUUCAACCUUAUUGAACCGAGUCAAGAGCCUGACGAAGCGGAUUCACGAUGAGCAUGAUCACCACGUGGCUUGGCAGCACACCAAUCGUCUCAUGAAUUCCAGCCUCAACCCUGGACGCACUCACGCUCGUUUGGAACGAUCGGCGCUGCGAAACUCGCAGAAACGAAGCGGGGCCAAUACCCCCAUCAACUUCUCCCGACAAUCUUCCCUGCGCGAUGAUGGGACCUCCUCACUACGUUCCAUGGACUCGUCCACUCUCGGGCAAACAGAUUCGCCUUCUUCCACCUUGGGAUCAUCUCGUAACAUGUUUAGAGGUACACCUCGUAAUACCUUAAAUGACCUUCAUCCAUCUUCCACGUUGAGCAAAGAGAUAGGAGAGACCACAGGUAAUCUGUUUGGAAAAAGGUAUGAUGAAGGUGACAAUGACAUAAGUGGUAGCAUAUCCAUCACCAGCAAGCAAAGACUAAGACCUGGCUACCUCCCACCACCCCAUAUUCCUCCAUAUAACCACUCUGGUAUAUCCUAUCCCUCUUCUGAUCCCUCAGCAAGAUUAAUUCCAAUUCGCGUGGUUGGGAACGAGACGACUUCAUCUAAGGCAGUAGCCGCACCAACAAUAACGACAUCCACUGGAUCAUUUUCGAGAACUGACAAUCAAGGAGCAGGACCAACUGCCAGUGUCUAUAUGACUCCUAUGAAGCCAUAUUCUCCGACCUAUCAGAGUAACUCCAUGCCAGAGAGUUCCACAAUCGGCAGCAAUGAACCCCGAGAGGCGGCCAAGAGACCCUCGGAAUUCAUCAAGACGGAGGCCAAGACUGAAUCUCAAACUCCUCGUUUUGUACCCCGGCGAGGUGAGGCAGUGAAGAGCCCUCAAUUUUCGUCCAUCAUUGAACCUCAGUAUAGCAAGUCUUUGGAGCAUCGCGUAUCAUCACCCAAACCCUAUUUGCCGUCUGGAUCCAUUCCAGAUGUGGUUCGACCAGAAACACCCAAAUCCCCCCCGGCCACAAUGAGGACCUUACCCUCUGAAGGUCAGUCCCUUCACAGAGCACUAACCCUAAAACAACAAUUGUCGGCGUCUCUUCCAAAUCAUCGGCCCAAAGGCUUGAAUCAAGCCUUGACCUCGGCCUCAACCCAUACACAUUCCACACCCUCUCAGAUCAGGCCCUCUACCCCAUCUGUUUACCGACCAGUAUCAUUCCAGGGCUACACUUCGCCCAUCCCCACCCUCUCAAGUAGCCCACCGGUUAUGGUCUCCCCUCCCAUUUCACCUCCCCCGAUGUCGCCACUACCAUUUGAGCCACCCAAAUCGGUCACUUCUCAUCGGCCCAUUCAGCCCUACCCUCCCCCGCCCACUUCCCCAAGCCAAGUGACUUCAGUCAGCAACGCUUUGACAGCGAGUCAAAAGUCAAGGCGUCAAAUUUUGCCCUAUGGAGGCGCCAAAAGUGAUGGAUUACUAAACCAGCAUGCUUUUGUUACGUGUAAUAUCAUUGCUGCUGCUGCGGACAAACGGAAGCGAGAUUCAUCUCGGUCUACCACUUCAGAGAUCCUUCCACUGGAAAAGGUGUUGGAACACUCCCCUCGUCAAUCUCCGCCCACUCAUCUGCCCUCCCCCCCACCCCUGAAAUAGGGAACCAAGUGUUGCGGCACAAGAAGGCGGUGGAGAAGAAGAGAUUGGAGCAUUUGCACAGGCAGUUUUCUUCCGAACUCCAAGAUUUGGAGCAAGACAUCUUACAAGCAUCCUUGAACAAAUUGAAACGAGAGGCC
Messenger RNA from Tigriopus californicus, 7102 nucleotides. Its product is annotated as titin-like. The transcript is spliced from 10 exons. Gene Ontology annotation, molecular function: tau-protein kinase activity; protein serine/threonine kinase activity; ATP binding. The record is from RefSeq and is a predicted model, not a curated record. The coding region runs from base 282 to 6965 and encodes 2227 amino acids. Gene Ontology annotation, biological process: microtubule cytoskeleton organization; protein phosphorylation; intracellular signal transduction. Lineage: Eukaryota; Metazoa; Arthropoda; Copepoda; Harpacticoida; Harpacticidae. Gene Ontology annotation, cellular component: cytoplasm.